AUGGCGGAAGAUCUGGUGCUAGACACGGCGAUCAGAGAUUGGGUGCUGAUUCCUCUAUCAGUGGUGAUGGUCCUCAUCGGCAUCCUCCGCUACUUUGUCUCCAAGCUCAUGCGCUCCUCGCAAGUUCCCGAUCCUAAGAUCGUCAAAGAAGGGCAAGUAAUUGUUAGGGCUCGGAAUUUGCGAGCUGGCGCUAAUUUCAUCCCUCCCAAGUCGUUUCGCUCUCGUAGGGUUUAUUUCAACAACGAGGAAAAUGGAUUGCUGUUUGUUCCCAAGGGCCAGGCUCAAAAUGCGCAGGCACAAAUGUUCUCUGACCCUAACAUGGCUAUGGACAUGAUGAAGAAAAACCUCUCAAUGAUUAUACCUCAGACUCUCACUUUUGCAUGGGUCAACUUUUUCUUCUCUGGAUUUGUUGCAGCCAAAAUACCCUUCCCAUUGACCCAGAGGUUCAGAACAAUGUUGCAGAAUGGUAUUGACCUUAGCACAGUUGAUGUGAGCUAUGUUAGUAGCCGCUCAUGGUAUUUCCUCAAUUUGUUUGGUUUGAGGGGUUUAUUUAGUUUGAUUCUAGGAGAGGAAAAUGCAACGGAUGAUACGCAGCGUAUGAUGCAGAUGAGUGGAUUUGGCUUUGAUCCAACAAAGAGCCUGGGUGCAGAGAAAGACGGUCUUGACAUAGUCCAACAUGAGUGGGCACUCCCUAAAUUUGAGCAUCGGGCUGAAGCAGUGUUGAAAAAACUCAUCAGGUGAACAUCAGGAGCAUAUAAACAGCUGUCAAAAGGGAUCGUCCGCAGGUGCUUCAACUGAAGUUUCCAACCCAUGUUAGUUGAGUCCUGCCUUGACAAACUUGCUGAACUCUAAAAGAUGACAAACCUGUAGAACCAUGUUUAGCGUUUUAGCUUACGUUCCAACUCUCCGAGAAUCAAGUAGAAAAUUUGCACCUUCCUAAUUUUUAUGGCUUAUUAUUGAUGUCGAAUCUUUCUUUAUCGAACCUAGCGAAGGAUGACUUAGUUUUCAACUCAGUUGUUUCGAAGAGGGACCAUUGAUUGGAUCAUUAUUUCCCUACAGUCCGGGGUCUUAUAAUGCAUUUUGGCGCCUGUGAUUUUUGA
Molecule: messenger RNA, 1100 nt
Organism: Theobroma umbraticum
Lineage: Eukaryota; Viridiplantae; Streptophyta; Magnoliopsida; Malvales; Malvaceae
Product: ER membrane protein complex subunit-like protein (Protein of unknown function DUF106, transmembrane)
Biological process (GO): protein folding in endoplasmic reticulum
Cellular component (GO): membrane; EMC complex
Source: RefSeq, a predicted model, not a curated record